Messenger RNA from Colossoma macropomum (tambaqui), 3239 nucleotides. RefSeq names its product ankyrin repeat and fibronectin type-III domain-containing protein 1-like. Gene Ontology annotation, cellular component: spindle. The coding region runs from base 228 to 3239 and encodes 1003 amino acids. The record is from RefSeq and is a predicted model, not a curated record. Gene Ontology annotation, biological process: establishment of mitotic spindle orientation; regulation of establishment of bipolar cell polarity. Lineage: Eukaryota; Metazoa; Chordata; Actinopteri; Characiformes; Serrasalmidae. The transcript is spliced from 19 exons. Gene Ontology annotation, molecular function: protein binding.
CAGAGACAGUGUGUGAGUUGGACAAUUGCUGGUUCACACUGCUGGAGAAAAGAGACACAGAUAGACAGAGAGAGUUUGGAGAAACUUUGCAUGCGUUUGGAGUCACUGUAGACAACACAGCGUAAAGAGAGUAAGCAGGUUUAAGUCUGCACUUCACCUUGCAGCUGUCUACAUGGGGAGAUAAGCCUUCAUUUUCCUUCGACUCUGUGACCUCUCCUCCUGUCUGUAUGAUGUCUGCCUCAGUGAGGGAUCCUCCACAAAGGAGGCGCUCUCUCGGCCCUGUUUCACCAAAGCGGAUUUACAGGAACCUGUCUGUCAGACUGAGGGGCAGAGACACUCCCACUGAGGGGGAGGGGUCUGAGGGGCCCAGUCAUCAUAGCAAAGCAACAGCUAAUUACACGUGUCUGUGGGAGGCUGUGGAGAGCGGGGAUGUUUUGGCAGUGCAGACGCUGCUGUUUAAGGAACGAGUGAGUGAGGGAGGAGAGCGAGGAGCACAGAGAGAGAGGGUCGGCGUGGGGGAGAGAGAAAGAGCGGUGAACAGUGUAAAUGAGCAGGGACUGGUUCCUCUGGAUGUAGCCAUCCUUACUCACAAUUCCACAUUGCUGCAGGUGCUGGUUAAGGCUGGAGCGAGACACAACCCAAACUUGAGUAGGCCGUGUGAUUGGUCAGCAAAGUUGGAUGGACUGGUCUCUUUGGCUGAACGGAGGGUGGAGGAGAGGAGGGCGGGGCUAAAGGCACAUGGAGCGAAGCUACUGGCACAGACUGACACCCACAGAGAUUUACGCUUGUGGACUGUCCGGCAGGAACUGUACACACGCAUGAGAGAGAGAUUUCACAUGAUGGAACCCCCAGGUCCUCCCAGUGCUGUUGCCCUGCAGAUGCUCACUGACACUGCACUCAGUGUGUCCAUCAGACCGCCGCAAGAACACAUAGCCGGCCUUAUUACCACCUACAGAGUUGAAUGGAGUACCUGUGCAUGUUUUAGCCCUCUGACUGGUUAUGGAUUUAUUACUGACACUAAAAACCCUGUGUUCCACAUCACUGGACUCAGCACUGGAGUUCAGUAUUACGUAAGAGUAUGUGCUUACAAUAUAAAAGGCUGGGGACCACCACGGAACAGCAGCCCACCCUGCACCACCCCAUCCAGCUGGAGGCAGUGCAGCAGCGUAAAAAUCAGAGGGAACACUCAGGAAGCAGCAAUGCAGAAACUCCUGGAGCAAAUCAGAGAACCCACCUACAGAGGAUACUGCACAGAAAACCCAAGGCAGUUGAACUCAGCUAAGCGCAUGUCCAUGUCCCGCGGGCUCAAACAGUUCUUCCAUUCUGCCACCAAGUUUGUGCGUCUACUGCAGAGAGGUGCAUAUCUGGCAGUUGUGUUCUACCAGAAGGACAAUAUCCUGGUCACAGCUGAAGAUCAGCUCCCAUUGGUAGAGAUUCAAUGCUGCUCCACUUCCAUCACACAGGACUUUCUCUGGUUUGCCAAGCUGUCGUGUGCAUGGCAGCAGGUGUCAUGGCUGCAGCAGGCCAUGUCUUCAUCACUAUCCUCCUCCUCCUCACUUUUACAGAACAGACACUGUAUCCUCAGAGCAAUCAACCAGCUACAGUCCUCACUGGGCUCUGUUGAUUUAGGCCAGGUGUAUUUUGAGCCUCUGAAGGACCGCCAGGGUAAUGUGCUGCUUGUGACCUUGAAAGAGGUUGUGACCUCGCUGACCCCUGCUGAUCCCCAUUUGCACUGGAGUUCACUCAAACACCUUGAGGCACGAUGGAGCAGAACACAUUUAUUGCCUGAACCAACAGCUGUGGAUACACUCACACAACAGCUCAGGAGGAAGUUGGAGUAUCACAGACGGAGCCUCCAGAGAGCUCAGCCUGGCCUGUACGUUGGAAUCCUGAAGUUGUGCAGCUCAGUGGAGCAGCUCAGGGUGUUAGUGCCCCAGCGUUUACCCAAUCUGCUGUUUCACACACGCGUUCGCAACAACACCCAUGUCUCACGGGAGGAGUGGAGCUGGUUACAGAGGCACUCGAUGGGUGGGGUCGCAACUGGGGAUCCAGGGGAUGGGGCUGAUGGUUUGAUUGGCAAUGCUGGAGUGACGGAGUUUGUGAAAGAUUUGAGGACUGCUGUUACACAACUACUGACCAAGCUCAACAUUCCAUUACACAGGGCGUAUCAAUAUCGUUUGUACACUCAGGAGUUGGUGCAGGUUGGUGAUGAAAUAUCUCUCCUCUUGCUGCUGCCUCCCAGUGAAGAGUUCAGUUCUAGUUUUUGGCCCUUAGAAGGUGUUCAGGACCCCGGGCUCACCAUGCCGCUGCACAUCUUUGAGCUGGUGCAUUUCUGGGCAUACAGUCAUGACCUGCUGUCGCUGUACUGCCAAGCGUGGGUGAGGCUGGAGCUGGACGCGUAUCUUGCCCAGCAAGCUCUGCGAGAGGCACUGGACAGCAGGGAGGUUUCAGAGUCCAGAGAGAGACUUAGCCACAUCACACAGCUCUCUCAGAGUGUGGAGGCUGUGUGGCGUGAGCGGCGGUGGAUCAUGGACGUGAUGCAAUGUGUUCGCUCGAGGCAGGGUUUGGGGACGGUGCCUCUCCACCUUAUUAUGGCCUCGCAGCCAAUCAAAUCACCCCAUGAGGAAGCGGAGGAACAGCAGCCCCACCCAUCACAAACACACACUCACACACUCAGCACAACAGCAGACACUGUUAGCUCUUCGGACAACCACGCACACACUGGGGUGACAGCACCAGUGGACAUCCCAGGCAUCUCUGAGGUCACCGAAAGUAAAAGGACACACCUCUGCAUGUCCACUCCAUCAAAUUUAACUUGCACUGCCAUCAGCCAGAGCAUCCCUGAUACUCGUCACUAUGGAAAUGAACCCUCUAACCACAGUAGCGGAACGUUCCACCACAGCAGCAAUGGUAUCCACCACAUUCACUCUUGCCCAGAAUUUUCCGCUUUUCCAUCAUCAUCCCUGUCCAUUUCAGAGGAGGAGAAGAAGGAGGAAAAGGAUAAAGAACAGAAGCUUGGGGAAGAGCUGGUGGAGUUACUUGAGAAUUUGAACUUUCAGGAGGAAAACAUGGAGCUAAUGUCUGAUCUGGAAUUAUUUCUGGAAAAUAAAGACCACACAGAACUAACCAUUGAGAGAUCAGCUACAGUACCCCAGUUGACCAUGACGGGGGGCAGUUUGCCUACCAGGAGCCUGGUGGAGUGGGUGACCUCAUCAUCCAGUCAGGAGGUUGAACAGUAA